Messenger RNA from Dermacentor andersoni, 2398 nucleotides. Its product is annotated as TOX high mobility group box family member 4-like. Gene Ontology annotation, biological process: regulation of transcription by RNA polymerase II. Lineage: Eukaryota; Metazoa; Arthropoda; Arachnida; Ixodida; Ixodidae. The record is from RefSeq and is a predicted model, not a curated record. Gene Ontology annotation, cellular component: nucleus. Gene Ontology annotation, molecular function: chromatin DNA binding.
GGCUACCCUCCAUUGUCUAGUAGCAUUGUUGCCGAACUAUAGUGAAAUAUUGCUGUGACAUCGAUCAUUUAAUUCGUCGUUAUCUUAAUCUCAGUAUCAUCGUUUAUCUUUUACGCGCUCCUUUAGCUACUGUACACUUGCUGACAAGCGUAUUUUGGCCAUUCAUUUCGUAGGCUAAUCGAUGCUGAUGGGAUCCGACCGUGAUUUCACAUCCUGACCCUAAUUAAUUCGUUUCAGUUCUAUUAGACGAGGUGUAUUUCCAUCUUAACACAGCGGAAUUCAAGAAGAUAGGCACAGGAAGGGAGGACCGAUCAUAUAUAACAUGUGCGAAAAAAAGAACGAAAACUCUCGAACUGUUUUAAGACAAAAAAAAAAAAGGCAUUUAGAACCGCUGGUUCCUCGGCCAAUCCACCGUAGUGGAUAAGGGCCAUUAUUUGAUAACAAGAACAAGGAACUAUCUAGAAUGCACUCGCGAACACAUCUUCUUAUUUGCAAAAUUCGUCUUUAUAUUUAAUUUACCUCAGCCUACUACCGCCCGAUUAGUGAGGGCUUUAUUAUCUCCUUCAUUGAUACCUCUUUCAUAAUAUUGUUUCAAUUAGUCUUACUGCUCAGUCGCGUACUAUUCAUAAAUAUUUGGUCUUCCGUUUUUUUUUUUUUAAUUUACCUCCUGCCGCCGGAUUUUUGGCCUAUAUUUUUUAGUGAGAAAACGCCAUAAACGCGGACAAUCAUUAUCAUCAUCAUCACCGUUUACCCCAGCGCUGGGUUGAGCCAUAACACCGGGCACUAAAGAACGAGCCAACGCGAACAUCGCGUGCUUGGGAAAGAAAGACGAAGGCUGAAAUAGCGCGUGGUGUCAGCAGCCGAACGAGAGAACGCAGGCGUUCCAGGCUCAGACUUCUGCAGAUUCUGCUGUUACCCUGACCAGAAUGUACUCGCCCGGUCUCGGACCAACUCAUCAGCGAGGCAGGAGGGCUUUCUACCCGGCCACAUUCCGUAAUAUGGCGCCGUACGAGAACGCGUACCUGGACCACGACAUGUGUUAUCCCGUCCUGCCGCCACCAUCGCAGGAUCCGUUCGGGGAAUCGCCCAACAUGCUGUCUGGAAUGGUUCCCCUGUCCGACACGGUGAGCGACGGCUCCUCUCCGGUAUCUAACCACACUUCGUCAGCAAAUGGCUGCAACGGUGAAGACAGUGACGACAACGGGCCGUUUGCGAAGCUGCUGAACAAUGCAGAGGUUCUGGCAGACGACGACGACGACGAAGGCAGCGCCGACGAGGAGCGCAUCGUGCACAAGCAAGUAGAAUGUGAUCCCGAGGAACCGCAGAGGCCCAUGUCUGCAUACGCGCAGUUCUUCUGCGAAACUCAAGCAGCCAUCAAAGUGCAGAAUCCCCACGCCAGCUUCGGCGAGGUAUCGCAGAUAGUGGCCUCCAUGUGGGAGGGGCUCGAGGCGGAGCAGAAGCUGUCGUACAAGAGGAAGACGAAAGCUGCCAAGAAGGAAUACCGCAGGGUCCUCACAGAGCACAGGUCCCCCCUCGCCGCAAACGGCGCUGCUGAUCAGCUGGACGUAGACCGAAGAAGCGGGUACGUGAGUUCACCGAGCGCGAUGCGCACUCCACCAAGGGGCAGCAUGUCGCCUCUGCAGAACAACAACCCACUGCUGAGCUCUGUCAUGGACGAGGGCUCCCCGCGUAACUACAUGGUGGCGGCGUCUCCUGAAGACGUGCUGAGAACUCGGCAGCAGCAGCAACAUCAGCAUCCCAUGGCACUGAGCUCACCGUCGAUGUUCCAGAAGCCAAAGCAGGCGUCAGUGAUGCCGAGGCACUGCCGCCCUCAGGUGGUGAUGAAUUCAGCUUCACCUUCGUCCGCCUCCUGCGCAACUGCCCUGAAGCCUCAGCGGUCGCCGUCACUUUGCUACCAGACCUCGGGCAGGGGUGUAGGUGUGCCAAACAACCACGGUCCGAUGCCUGUAGGACAUAUUUUUACCCGGUGCCGCCGUAACGGCUGCCCCAAUCCGCCCGUUGCUUCGCAUGAAUGGGACGUCGAGUACUGCAGCAGUGAGUGCGUCAUCUUGUACUGCAAGAAUGUGUUCUCGGCCUGGGCAGCACAACGGCAGAUCGCCGAACGCAGCCUUCCGCACUGAAACGAGCAGCGUCGCCGUGGCCCGUUGUUAAAAGAAGCCAAGCCUCCUCGAUCUCUGUGUGGUGACACUACGCACGACAUCCUGCUUUCUUCCUUUUUGCCUUUUUUUUUCUUAGAGCAUUCCUUCGCAGUGGCACUUCCUAUCUAUACAGCUGAUCAUUUGUUAUGCGCAACAUCAUUUAGUUUGGUUGCAUAAAAAGACGGCGCCUUCAUAGUGCCCGUUCUACAGUGUGCAAUAAAGGGUUUGAUAGCCUACAA